Molecule: messenger RNA, 1080 nt
Organism: Guillardia theta CCMP2712
Lineage: Eukaryota; Cryptophyceae; Pyrenomonadales; Geminigeraceae
Exons: 4
Coding region: 1-1080 (359 amino acids)
Biological process (GO): calcium ion import across plasma membrane
Cellular component (GO): voltage-gated calcium channel complex; membrane
Molecular function (GO): high voltage-gated calcium channel activity
Source: RefSeq, a predicted model, not a curated record
AUGUCAUCCCGCGCAGCGAGUCAAACGCUUCCCGCUAGUAUCCCGCAGAGUAUAGAAUCGGUAGGGAAGGCACGGGUUGCGAGCUGGGUGGGAUCGGGACUAGGAACGGAGUCUUCGCUCUCCCAGAGGAUCAAACACUUUGACAAGAGUUCCAAUGGCAGCUUCGAGGACGACCUGAGGCUCGCUGACUGCGGACAACAGAUCCGGAGCGGUCACUUAGAGAAGAAGAUAGCAGGCACUGUAGUGACGUGGAUAACCCAAGGGGUGGUGCUAACGAAUACGAAGAUCUGCUUUCUUAUCGACGAAGGUGAGAUCAAUGAGGAUCAGAGCGUUAUCGACUACAUUCCUCUGCAUGAAGUCAAGCAGCUGAUUGUCGAGGGUGAAAACAAACUUGAGACAGACAAGAAGCUUUGUCUUGUCAUCCGCACAGUAGAAGGAGGGUACAACUCCGGGCGCACGUAUGUUUACCGGAUGAAGACAGAGGGAGAGUGCUUGUCUUGGCAUGCAGACAUCUCAAAAGCGUUUGAGCAAGCCUUGAAGAACAGCAAGAAGCAUUCUGAGAGGAAGGCGAUUGGAGGCAGCAAAUUCAACUGGCUGCGGUUCAAGGCUGGGAAAGUUAUCAACGCUGGCAUGACAAAAUCAGUGAUUUCCUUGCUGAUUCUCCUGAACUUCACUGUGGACAUCCUGGAAGCUGAACGCCUCCCGAAUCCCUCUUCCAACAUUGGAACCUUCAUUCAUGCAGCGAGGAUACUUAUCAUCGCCUCCUUCACCGUCGAAGUUUUCGUAUCAGCCUUCGCGUUAUCGGAGGUCGUCCUCGUCUCUCUUGCCGUGAUCUACUUCGAUACGCACCCGCAGCUGAAAGUCCUCGGGCUCGUGCGGAAUUUCAGGCUAGCGAUUGUGUUCCGACAAGUCAAGAGCUUGAACAGGAUCAUGACAGCGCUAGGAAGGGCCGUGGUUCCUCUUCUCAACGCUUUCAUCCUCCUGCUGCUCGUUUCUUGCUUCUAUGCCAUCUUGGGGACACACUUGUUCAAGAAUUUUGAUGAGAACUUCUUCGGGUCUUUCAGCGCAUCGCUCUUGUAA